Messenger RNA from Epithele typhae, 324 nucleotides. RefSeq names its product hydrophobin. The transcript is spliced from 3 exons. NCBI's taxonomy places the organism in Eukaryota, Fungi, Basidiomycota, Agaricomycetes, Polyporales, Epitheliaceae. Gene Ontology annotation, molecular function: structural constituent of cell wall. The record is from RefSeq and is a predicted model, not a curated record. Gene Ontology annotation, cellular component: fungal-type cell wall. Bases 1 to 324 code for a protein of 107 amino acids.
AUGUUCGCCCGCGCCGCCGCCUUCUCCGUCCUCGCCCUCGCCCUCUCCGCGGCCGCGACCCCGGUCCGCCGCGGUAGCUGCAACACCGGCGCCGUCCAGUGCUGCAACUCCACCCACGACAGCUCCGAGACCGCGAUCUCGACCCUCGUGAGCCUCCUCGGCGUCGACCUGAGCGGCAUCACCGGCAAGGUCGGCCUCCAGUGCUCGCCCGUCUCCGCCGUCGGCGUCGGCAGCGGGAGCUCCUGCUCGGCGCAGGCCGUCUGCUGCCAGAACAACAACAUCGGCGGUCUCAUCUCCGUCGGGUGCCUCCCGAUCACGCUCUGA